Molecule: messenger RNA, 2775 nt
Organism: Sciurus carolinensis (gray squirrel)
Lineage: Eukaryota; Metazoa; Chordata; Mammalia; Rodentia; Sciuridae
Gene: Efemp1
Product: EGF containing fibulin extracellular matrix protein 1
Exons: 12
Coding region: 168-1649 (493 amino acids)
Molecular function (GO): calcium ion binding
Source: RefSeq, a predicted model, not a curated record
CUCCUCCUCCUCCUGCCGCCGCGGCCGCUGCCAGACCUCGCCAGUUCAGACCCACCGGGCUGCCCUCCCCUGCGCACUCCCCUCGCUGCCCCGGCCCCGAGCGCAGCACAGCAGCGCAGGUAUUUUUGCUGAGCUAUGCAAGGAACUGCACUAGCUGGAGAUUCACAAUGUUGAAAGUCCUUUUCCUAACUAUGCUGACUCUGGCCCUGGUCGAGUCACAGGACACCGAAGAAACCAUCACAUACACGCAAUGCACUGACGGAUAUGAGUGGGACCCUGUAAGACAGCAGUGCAAAGAUAUUGAUGAAUGUGACAUUGUCCCUGAUGCUUGCAAAGGUGGAAUGAAAUGUGUCAACCACUAUGGAGGAUACCUGUGCCUUCCUAAAACAGCCCAGAUUAUUGUCAAUAAUGAACAACCUCAGCAAGAAACACCAGCAGCUGAAGCAGCCUCAGGCGCAGCCACCGGGGGUAUGGCUGCCAGUAGCAUGGCAACCAGUGGAGUGGUGCCUGGGGGUGGUUUUGUGGCCAGUGCUGCUGCAGUCGCGGGCCCUGAAGUACAGACUGGCCGAAAUAACUUUGUCAUCCGUCGGAACCCAGCUGACCCUCAGCGCAUUCCCUCCAACCCUUCCCAUCGGAUCCAGUGUGCGGCAGGCUACGAGCAGAGCGAGCACAAUGUGUGCCAAGACAUCGACGAGUGCACUGCAGGGACACACAACUGCAGAACAGACCAAGUGUGCAUCAAUUUACGAGGCUCCUUCGCGUGCCAGUGCCCUCCAGGGUAUCAGAAGCGAGGAGAGCAGUGUGUGGACAUAGAUGAGUGCUCCGUGCCUCCAUAUUGCCACCAAAGAUGUGUCAACACUCCAGGCUCGUUUUAUUGCCAGUGCAGCCCUGGGUUUCAGUUGGCAGCAAACAACUACACCUGUGUAGAUAUAAAUGAAUGUGAUGCCAGCAACCAAUGUGCUCAGCAAUGCUACAACAUUCUCGGUUCAUUCAUCUGUCAGUGUAAUCAAGGAUAUGAGCUAAGCAGUGACAGACUCAACUGUGAAGACAUUGAUGAAUGCAGAACCUCAAGCUACCUGUGUCAAUAUCAAUGUGUCAAUGAACCUGGGAAAUUCACAUGUAUGUGCCCCCAGGGAUACCAAGUGGUGAGAGGUAGAACAUGUCAAGAUAUCAAUGAAUGUGAGACUGCCAAUGAAUGCCGAGAGGAUGAAAUGUGUUGGAAUUAUCAUGGUGGCUUCCGUUGUUACCCACGAAAUCCUUGUCAAGAUCCCUAUAUUUUAACAUCAGAGAACCGAUGUGUUUGCCCAGUCUCAAAUGCUAUGUGCAGAGAACUGCCCCAAUCCAUAGUCUACAAAUACAUGAGCAUCCGCUCUGAUAGGACUGUACCAUCAGACAUCUUCCAGAUUCAGGCCACAACUAUUUAUGCCAAUACCAUCAAUACUUUUCGGAUUAAAUCUGGAAAUGAAAAUGGAGAGUUCUACCUAAGGCAAACAAGUCCUGUAAGUGCAAUGCUUGUGCUUGUGAAGUCGCUAACAGGACCAAGAGAAUACAUCGUGGACCUGGAAAUGCUGACAGUCAACAGUAUAGGAACCUUCCGCACGAGCUCAGUGUUAAGAUUGACAAUAAUAGUGGGGCCAUUUUCAUUUUAGCCUUUUACCAGAGUCUACCACAAGCAUUUAAAUCAGCCAAAGAAUAUUGUUACCUUAAAGCACUAUUUUAUUUAUAGAUAUAUCUAGUACAUAUACAUCUAUAUACUGUACACUCACCCAUAAUUCGAACAAUUACACCAUGGUAUAAAGUGGGCAUUUAAUCUGUAAAGAUUCAAGGUUUGUCUGUAUUAAUAUGUGUAAAUUAGACAUUAAUCCACUAAACUGGUCUUCUUCAAACAUUAAUCCACUAAACUGGUCUUAUUCAAGAGAGCUAAGAAUACAUUAUCCAGUGAAUCUUGUAUUCUUCCCUAUAAAUUGGGACCAAGCAAUGAUGCUCUUCUGUGGUGCUUAGGGAGACUUACUACAGCUCCACUGGCAGUCUCUUAAGGAGGCAGCCAUGCAUGACAUUGAAUAGCAUGCAAGGGCAGGAAUGAGUUUUUUAACCGCUUUGUAAGAAAAUGGAAAAAGUCAAUAAAGAUAUAUUUCUUUAGAAAAUGAGGAACUCCCAUAUUUGUGUUGGUCUUUAUUUUCACAAUCAGUCUGAAGGUGGUUGUUUAUUACAUACAAUAAAUCAUUAUUGCACAAUAAGUUAGUCUCCAUAGGGUAUUUUAAAUUUUUAUCAGAAAUCCUUUGUUAUGAACAUUCAAAACCAAUAAGCAAAAUUUCCCAAAAUUCCCCAAAUACAUCAAAUAUCUCCUAUAAAAUUGUUCUAUUGAGAAAUCUAUGAGGAGGAGAUGAGAAAAAUUUUUUUCUAAACCACACUGGAGUGGAACUGAAGAAGCAAAUCCAGUAAAUGUAAUAACAUCCCUGAACCUAGGAUUUCACAAGAUGCAGAACAAAAUGAAGAAAAGGUAUUUUACUGGGGGAGGUUAAUUUCUAAAUAAAAUUAAAACCCUAACACUUCACUAAUUUUUAAGUAAAAUUUUUCAUAUUUGUACUCAGUGCUCACCGAGGAGGAAAAUGAUGAUGGUUCUUGUUCCUGGUGUUGAGAAUGACUGAACUAAAGCAAAUCCCUUCCUUCAAUUCUAGGAAAAGGUUUUAGGUCUUCUUAUUUUUUUAAAAAAAAAUGUAACUGCCUCACUUUGAUGUGUCAUAUUUUUAAAUAAAUAUUCUCUUAGAUCGCCCA